Molecule: messenger RNA, 3848 nt
Organism: Peromyscus leucopus (white-footed mouse)
Lineage: Eukaryota; Metazoa; Chordata; Mammalia; Rodentia; Cricetidae
Gene: Pacsin1
Product: protein kinase C and casein kinase substrate in neurons 1
Exons: 9
Coding region: 1-1326 (441 amino acids)
Biological process (GO): cytoskeleton organization; regulation of endocytosis; plasma membrane tubulation
Cellular component (GO): cytoplasm; endosome; plasma membrane
Molecular function (GO): phospholipid binding; protein binding
Source: RefSeq, a predicted model, not a curated record
AUGUCUGGCUCCUACGAUGAGGCCUCGGAGGAGGUCACCGAUAGCUUCUGGGAGGUGGGGAACUACAAGCGCACGGUGAAGCGCAUUGACGACGGCCACCGCCUCUGCAACGACCUCAUGAGCUGCGUGCAGGAGCGCGCCAAGAUCGAGAAAGCCUACGCGCAGCAGCUCACCGACUGGGCCAAGCGCUGGCGCCAGCUCAUCGAGAAAGGUCCGCAAUAUGGCAGCCUGGAGCGGGCCUGGGGUGCCAUGAUGACGGAGGCAGACAAGGUGAGUGAGCUGCACCAGGAGGUGAAGAACAGCCUGCUGAACGAGGACCUGGAGAAAGUCAAGAACUGGCAGAAGGACGCCUACCACAAGCAGAUCAUGGGCGGCUUCAAGGAGACCAAGGAGGCAGAGGACGGCUUCCGAAAGGCCCAGAAGCCUUGGGCCAAAAAGAUGAAGGAGCUGGAGGCGGCCAAGAAAGCCUAUCAUCUGGCUUGCAAAGAGGAGAAGCUGGCCAUGACUCGGGAGAUGAAUAGUAAGACGGAGCAGUCCGUCACCCCCGAGCAGCAGAAGAAACUUCUGGACAAGGUGGACAAGUGUAGGCAGGACGUGCAGAAGACUCAGGAGAAGUAUGAGAAGGUGCUGGAAGAUGUGGGCAAAACAACGCCGCAGUACAUGGAGGGCAUGGAGCAGGUGUUCGAGCAGUGCCAGCAAUUCGAGGAGAAGCGGCUGGUCUUCCUGAAGGAAGUCUUGCUGGAUAUCAAACGGCACCUCAACCUAGCGGAGAACAGCAGCUAUACCCAUGUCUACCGAGAACUGGAGCAGGCCAUCCGGGGAGCCGAUGCCCAGGAGGACCUCAGGUGGUUCCGCAGUACCAGUGGCCCCGGGAUGCCCAUGAACUGGCCUCAGUUCGAGGAGUGGAACCCAGACCUCCCCCACACCACUGCCAAGAAGGAGAAACAGCCUAAGAAGGCAGAGGGGGCCACACUCAGCAAUGCCACUGGGGCUGUGGAGUCCACAUCCCAGGCUGGGGACCGCGGCAGCGUUAGCAGCUAUGACCGAGGCCAACCGUACGCCACCGAGUGGUCAGAUGAUGAGAGUGGGACUCCCUUCGGGGGGAACGAGGCCAAUGGCGGCGCCAACCCCUUCGAGGACGAUGCCAAGGGAGUCCGCGUGCGGGCACUCUAUGAUUACGACGGCCAGGAGCAAGAUGAGCUCAGCUUCAAGGCCGGAGACGAGCUCACCAAACUAGGAGAAGAGGAUGAGCAGGGCUGGUGCCGCGGGCGGCUGGACAGCGGGCAGCUGGGCCUCUAUCCUGCCAACUACGUUGAGGCCAUAUAGCUACCCUGCCCACCCAAGUCCCCUCACUCCGUGUCCAUCGCCUCCCGCCCUCCCCCUCCCCUCGCCAUAGAGUUCCAGACAUAUUUUCCGAUCAAGCUUUUAUUUUUUUAAAAGUCAAAACAGAACAAAAGAAGAAAUACAAAGAGACAGAGUUUGCAGCCUACCUGGAGGCCAGGGUGGUGGGGCUUAGGACGAUGGCCCCAGGCUGGGCCAGGGUCUUGGGACUUUAGCCCAAUGUCACAUCUGCUCCACAGAGCCCACCAAAGAGUCUCCUGAGCCCUGAGGGAUAUCUUCUGGAUCCUUCUACCCUGCCUCACUUUCCCGCCCAACCCCAGGCUGCCAGCAGCUACCCUCGUCACCCGAGCCUGGCUUCCUCACCUCUUCGUCCCUCCCUGUCCCCUUCUGCCACUGUCCUCCUCUUAAAAGCCUCCUCCACAUCCCAGGAAGGAGGCCUCCCGAUCUUUAGUCUUCCACUCUGCCCUGGGGGUGCUCUUCUCCCAGCCCUGAUCUUUGGGUCACCCUUCUCUGUGGAGGGUCCAGGGCCCUCUGGGCUUCCCCAGAGGUGAACCGGAGGAAGCGAGACACACGGGAGAGGGAAGGGAAGAGCAGAUCCUCCGUCCAGGCUGUGCCAACCCUUCUAAUGCUGGGCCCAUUUUGAGGGGUGAAAACCCUGUCUGGGCCUGGGGACAGAGGGCUCCUCCUCAGAGCCACUCAUCAGCUCAGAGGCCCUGACCCUCUCCUCAGGCCUUGGUACUGGGCAAAGCGCCCCUCACCCAAGCCCAGGGCAAAGCCAGCAACAGUAGCAGCCCUUCUCCCACUCCCUGGGGAAGAGGCAUUGGCCACCACCCCCCCUUCCUUCAUGGCCAUCCAGAAAUGCUCCCUCCUUCACUGUGUCAGUAUCAGCCUUUGUGAAGCCAAUCUGCAAGGCUCUCGGCCUCCUUUUCUGCUUCUGUUACCUGGUCGACCGAGGAGACACACGGGCUCAGGGGAGCAUCCAGGUCCCUUCUCACCUGGGGAGACACACGGGCUCAGGGGGGCACCCCGCUUGGCACUGUAAGGGGAAGCCAGCAGCUCAGGCUGGCCCGAGAAAGGAACUCUGGAUGGUCACCGUAUUUUCCUUGUCUCUUUUGGUUUUCCAACAUUACCCCCUGAGUGCUGGCAGCCCCCCAUUUCUCUAAGCCUGAGUCUCCAUUAAAGGACUCCCGGGGGUCGGAGGGGACACAGGGCCCUUGUGGUUGGAAAGGGGACAGCAGCUUUCCUUGGGUGGGUGAGUGGGAAGCAGACAGGUUGGAAAAAAAAAACCCCGGGGGAGACUGGUCAGAGGCUGAUUAUCCGGAUCUUUGGGAACAAGGACCUGAGAAGUCCCAUGCUCACAGCUGGUGUCUGCUAGGCCUCUGGGCCACAGACACCCUCUGCCCCCUGAAUCAGGUGGCCUUUUGGGCCUCCAGGGAAAGAGUACGUGGCCCUGAGUUCUCUGGGACCCUUUAGCUCCCUGCUACUUCUUCUGACACUGUUAGGUCAUGGACCCAAGCACCGGGGCUCUGAUCCCCCUUCUCGUGAGUAGGGCUGUGGCGGGGGCCUAUGUUGGGCAGUCCUCCCUCAGGGCCAUGAGCAUGGCACCCUAUGGACAGGGCUGCCAGCACCCCCUUCCUUAUCACUGUUUGCCCUAGGGGCUUCAGCUGCAGCCUAGGUUGGGUCCUGGGCCCCUCAGGACCUGAAGCAGGAUUCAAAGCCCUCCUUUUUCCAUAGCUCCUCCUGCCUCCCCAGCUGGCAGGAAUCCUUCACCCCUUACCUUUCCUCACACCCCGGAAAGGCAAGAAGCCGCCAUGCCUGCACCUUGGGGCCUGGGCUCCCCCUCUGCACCAGCGGCUUCCCAGCACCUGGGAAGGGGCUGUGGUCCUGUCCAGACCCCAGGCCUGCCCCUCCCCCAGUACACUAGCUGCCCACUCCUGGGCAGGGACUGGAAAAAUCUAUCCCUUAUGAAGAAUCACCUUCAGUGACCCCAUUUGGGACCAGACUUGGUCCUCAAGCACCUCAGCACCGCGGUGCUGAAGGGUCUCCCCCCUUGGAAGUCCCUAGAGCCCUGAGCCAAGCCCCACCUGUCCGUUCCUGGUGUCAGGGCACUCAACCUUGGGCUGGACCAUACCCCUCGCCAUGUCCACACCCCUCCUGUACUCCCCAAGGGCCCCACUGAUGCUGUACGAGACCCUGCAGGGCUCGGUCAGUGACGUGUUUCGUCCCCUGUUAAACCACGACCCUGUAGCCUGGUUCCGGGGAGGAGCCAAGGCUGCCCCUCCGCCGCCAGCCCGUCGCCCGCCGCCCGCCGCCACUGCGUCUGCCGCCCUAGGCUUCCUGACUCCAUUAGUUCCAGACACUUGUGAAACUCCGAGAGUGCUGUGGUCUCAGCAAUGCACCUGUUUUGUACAUGAUUGUGAAAUCGAAAGGUAUAUAAAUACAAAUAUAUAUAUCUAUCUAUCUCAGUUGUGACUGUAUGGCUGUGGAUAAAACCAGAAUUCUGUCAA